Messenger RNA from Emiliania huxleyi CCMP1516, 727 nucleotides. RefSeq lists its product as hypothetical. The annotation marks the transcript as partial. The transcript has 2 exons. Lineage: Eukaryota; Haptophyta; Isochrysidales; Noelaerhabdaceae. The record is from RefSeq and is a predicted model, not a curated record.
AUGGCCAAGCGCGCGGGCGGCGUUAGCUCGCCGGUGGAAUCGAUGGCCAUGGACGACCGCCCGUGCGAAAAGGACGCGCUGUGCACGCGCGGCUACAGGCACCUGGGGCGGGGCGGGCCUUGUUCGCGCAAGCCGCGCCUCAAGCGAGCGCGGGACGAGGCGCGCGCCCUCGCGAACGCUCCCGACCCCGGCGACGCUGGAGAAGCUGGGGCGGGCCUCCUCUCGCUGGAUCUGGGAUCGCUCGACCCUCUGCCAGAGCCCAUCGAUAGUCCGCCCUUCUCGCCCUCCCCGGUCGGGUCGCCACGAGAGGCUUCCGUCUCGGCGGCCGGCGCUUCCUGGGAGGGUCGGGAUUUGGCAGCGGCGAAGGCCGACGCGGCGGCACCAGCGGAGGAGCCCGCGGCGAGCUUUGCGGCCGCAGCCGAGCCAGCAGCCGAGAAGGCCGAAGCCGCGACGGCGCCCAGUCUCGGCCCACAAUCGGUCGAGGUGGGUUAGUGGCUAGCGCGGCGGACGUCGCGAGGAGUCAGCAAGGCAGACAGCUCCUCCAUGCAGAGCCGAAGGCGAAGCCCCGCGCGGAGGAAGAGCGAGACGGGUACCGCGACUGUGUCUCAGUCUGGCGCUAAUCUCGCUUCGUGAUCGUGUCGGGGGUGUAUGCCUGCUGCCCGCUGUGCCCUGGUAUCCGCUGUCGCGUGGUUGGUCUGUGAAGCGUGAACAGGCACAAGCUCAAGGG